Molecule: messenger RNA, 1016 nt
Organism: Pseudo-nitzschia multistriata
Lineage: Eukaryota; Bacillariophyta; Bacillariophyceae; Bacillariales; Bacillariaceae
Source: the annotation of a GenBank genome assembly
CAGAAAUCGACAACAGAACAGAACAAUACCAGUGACGGCACUCUCAGUUAUCCUUGCCUUACCACCAUCCCACGACUAUCCCCUUGCGCUCGAGCAGGAACUAUCCAAAACGUGAAGAUGAGACCAGCACAAUUCGUCAUAAACGUUUGGAUUUCAUUCCUAUGGUUACAUCGUUCAAUAUUCUCUUCAUCAGAAAACUUUGUGUUGGCCUUCAAAGCAAAAAGGAUUCGCACAAUUUGCACCGCGACGAAUGAUUGUCUUACUUCACCAACGUUUUCACAAGUACUCUCAGUUCGAGGCGGUGAUAUUGUUUAUCUGGAAUCAAUAGAAGACACCGAGAAGGUAGUUGCUGAUAAUGUCGACGAUGAUAAUCAACUGGUCGUUAUUUACUUCUCCUCUACAAAUUGCCCCCCAUGCAAGAGGGUGGCGCCGUUAUUUGCAGAAUUAAGUGAAGAAUUCCAAGACAGCAAUAUUGUGUUCUGUAAGGUCAAUGUCGAUGAAAAUCCCGGCACAGCAGAAAAAUAUCAGGUCACGGGAUGGCCGACCUUUUUGUUCCUAAAAAAAGGCGAGAAGAUUAUGGAAAUCGUCGGAGGAAAAAUCGCCGAGGCAACUUUGUACGAUUGGGUGAAGUUAAUGGCGCCAAAAGAAGACGGAGAAGAAGAAGUAAACAGUGGCAAGGAAAGCACUAAAAAUAUUGACAGCUAGGAACGCUUUUUCAUAUUUGAAACGCUCAACCACCUACAGAAGAGUCCUUGUUGACGUAUGUGAAUACGAAAUAGUACUUGAUUUUUCCCCCAGGCAAAAACGAUUAUGUCAACGAGUGAAUAGGCAAGUCGCAAUCAUUGAAUGCAGAUGUAGAGUAGAAAUCGACUAUCCAACAGAAACAGAUAUGAUGAGAUAGCUACUGUGGUAACAUUGAGAAUAAAAUGAGCAACUUCUUGUUCGAUUACCACUACAUAGUACUUCCUUAAAGUAGUUUUUGCAUGUGGAGACUACAUUAAAGUGCAUUCUAUUGA